Molecule: messenger RNA, 3730 nt
Organism: Salarias fasciatus (jewelled blenny)
Lineage: Eukaryota; Metazoa; Chordata; Actinopteri; Blenniiformes; Blenniidae
Gene: rrbp1a
Product: ribosome binding protein 1a
Exons: 27
Coding region: 247-3702 (1151 amino acids)
Biological process (GO): protein transport
Cellular component (GO): endoplasmic reticulum membrane
Source: RefSeq, a predicted model, not a curated record
AGAAGCGCCGUGGAUUUAUGGUCGCUAUGUGGGGCACGGGGCCAGCACGGCUAGCCAGCUCGAAGUGCCACGACUUCACAGCAGACCACGGCUUCUCCAGCGGAGAGAGGGGGGGAGGAAAGAAGAAACUUCACUAGAUAGCUGGACAUAGAAGUCGCUUCAUCAACGAUUCAAAGCACCUUUUUUAUCCUCUUUUGAGGCCAGCAGACGUAGCUUUACAGCAGCAGGGCAUACCAAAACUGAACAAUGGAUAUCUACGACCCCCAGACUCUCGGCAUCAUGGUGUUUGGUGGAUUCAUGGUGAUCUCUGCUUUAGGGAUUGCUCUGGUCUCCACUUUUUCCAUGAAGGAAACUUCCUAUGAGGAAGCCCUGGCCAAACAGCGCAGGGAGUUAGGUAAGAUACAGAAUGUUCGUUCUGACAAAAAGAAAAAGGACAAAGUUGCGGAGAAGAAGAGCCGUGGGAAGAAGAAAGAUGAAAAGCCUAAUGGAAAGAUCCUAGAGCAGGAAAAGACUGAAGAGGCUGCUGAGGCUGACGCCAAAGCUGAAGUAGACAUGGUCAUCGAGCCUUCUGCUGCCACAGUUGUUGCUGCCGCUGCUCCUGCCCCUGAGCCUGUACCGGCUUUUGAGGAAAAAGCAAGUGCAGCCUCAGUGGCUCUGGAGACACAGCCCAAGGCUGCUGCUGAACCAAGUCCUGUUGCAGAGCCCUCUCCUGCACCCUCUCCCAAAGAGAAAAAGAAGAAGAAGGUGGCAAAGGUUGAGCCAGCCUCAGCCCAGUCAGCUCCAGCGGCGUCUGCUGCCGCACCGGUCAAGUCCUCUGCAGUCCCCGCCGAGUCUGCUCCAACUAAAGCUGCAACCCCAACUUCUGCACCCACCCAAGGAAAGACUAGUCAGCAAUCAACCAAAUCUGCUCCUGCCGCAGCUAAAUCUGCCGCUUCCACUGCCCCCAAAUCUGCCCCUUCCACUGCCCCUAAAUCUGCCCCUUCCACUGCCCCUAAAUCUGCCCCUUCCACUGCCCCCAAAUCUGCCCCUUCCACUGCCCCAAAAUCUGCCCCUUCCACUGCCCCUGCAUCAGCUAAGGCUGCCCCCGCCACGGCCAAAUCUGCCCCUGCACCAGCAAAGUCGACUGCAGCUCCAGCGAAAUCUGCAUCGACUUCAUCCAAGGCUGCUCUGGUGCUGGAGACCGUGACCAAAGAAGUCCCGGUGAUGGCUGUGACCCCAGUGGGUUCUCAGCAGGCCCCGGCUGUUACAACCAAAGCACAGGAGCCCAAGAAGAAGGCUUCCAAGAAAAAAGCAGAACCUGCAGCAGCAGCAGCAGUGGUGGACUCUCCUGACGCGCCGCUGUACCUGCCCUAUAAGGCCCUUGUGUCCACCAUCAGUAGCAUGGUGUUCAGUGAGCGAGAGGCUCACAGGCUCAUUGAAAUCCUCUCUGAGAAAGUGGGGAUCAUUCAGGACACCUGGCACACGGCCACUCAGAAAGGAGACCCCGUGACCACGUUGAAGAAGCAGUUGGAGGAGAGGGAGAAACAGCUGGCAACAGAACAAGAAGAUGCUUCUGCAGUGAAGAACCGCCUGAGAGAACUCACCAAGGAACUGUCUGCUGAAAAGACCAAGGUGGCCAGCGUGGAGACGAGGCUGAGCUCUCAGCUCAGUAAGAGGGAACAAGAAAUGAUCGCCCUCCAAGCUCGUAUGCAGGCCAGCUACCAGGACCAUGUAGCCCAAACCCAGAGGCUCAAUGCAAAGAUCCUGAGUCUACAAGAUCAGCUGGAAAAGGGUCCUAAUGCCCAGCUGGCUCGCCUGCAGCAGGAGAACUCCAUCCUUCGAGAUGCCCUAAACCAAGCUACUAGCCAAGCUGAGAGCAAACAAAAUGCGGAGUUGGCCAAGCUCAGACAGGAAUGCACAAAGUUAACCAAGGAACUUGGAGAGAAGUCAGACAGUCUUGCUGCCGAUGAACACAUCAGAAAAGGAUUGGAGGCCAAGGUCUCUGCCACCGAGAAGCAGCUCUCAGUGUUACAGGCCAGCCAUGCAGAGACUGAGCAAGCUUUGCAGAAGAGACUGGAGGAGGUGUGCGAAGAGCUCAGGACAGCACAGAGUAAAAACAGCGCCCUGCAGGAAACUUUGGACAAGUCCCAGCAGGACAGCAGCACACUCUCAGAUUUCCAAGUACACAUUGAAAAACUUGAGGCUGACAUCAGGGACCACUCCGCUAAAGUGGAGACCCUCACCGCCCAGCUGGAGGAGUCACAGGCGGAGAAAAGCCAGCUGGCGCAGCAGGUGGACACCAUCAAUGCACUGUUGGAGGCCAGUCAGAGCAAAACAGAAGAGGUCAACAAUGAGGAAAAUGCUGCUGAAAUGGAACAACUGAAGCUCAGCCUUCAGGAGAGAGAAAGCCAGCUGACCUCGCUUCAGGAGGAACUGAAGGAACUUCAGACAAAGAAGGAAGAUGCUGAGAACACUGUUGCUGAGCUCAGGCAAAAAAGUGAGAGUGAGGAUGCCAGCCUCGUCUCAUCACUUCAGGAUGAACUCAAAAACCUCAAAGACGAGAUGGAGCAACUUAAAAACACACCACAGUCUGAUAACUCAGCAGAGCUCGAACUGCUACAAAACAGUCUGGCAGAGAAGGACACACUGGUUGCUUCACUGCAAGAGGAACUGAAAGAAGCAAAAGAAAAGACAUCCAGUGAAAACUCCCCAGCAGAGUUGGCAGCUUUUGCAGCCGAAACCAAAGAAACCCUCCAGAAACUCUUCCCUCAGAUUCCUGUAGAAGAAGAGCAGUCUAACUGGCUACAGAUAUUUACACAGAGGGCUGAAGAGGCUCUCAGCCAGCUGAGCCAAGCAUCUCAGUCAAGCACAGCGACGCCCGAACUGCUUGAGAAACUGAAGGAGGCAGAGGAGAGUCACGGUUCUGUGCAGGCUGAGUGUGAACAGUACAGGACGGUCCUGGCUGAAACUGAAGGAAUGCUGAAACAUCUACAGAAGAGUGUGGAGGAGGAAGAGCUGGUGUGGAAGUCUAAGAUGGCAAGCGCAGAGGAACAGCUGAAGGAGGCUUUGGAGAAAGUCGGUGUUCUGGAGGCCGAAAACCAAAGUGUAGGCCAGUUGAAGGAGCAGAUGAUGCUUUUGGAAGCUCAGCUUGAGAAGCAGACGGACAACCAGGUGACCUCAGAGGAGCUGGAGCAGUUGAAGCAGCAGCUGUCUGAGCGUCAGAGCCAGCUGGAGCUGGCCCAGAAGGAGGCCCAGGCACACAAGGAGGAGCUUGAGCAGGUCAAAGAGCAGCUGGGCGAAAUCACGAUGCGGGCCCAGCAAGAGCAGAAUGGCCCAGCUGAGGCUGAUCCCUGUCAGGCCCAGAACGACUUGAGCCAGACGACAGAGAAGCUGCACGAGGAGGCGGCGUCGAGGCAACAGCUCUCGGAAGAGUUUGAGCAGGCCCAGAAGACCGUCGCAGAACUUCAGGCUCAACUGGACCUUUUAAAGGUUUCUGCAGAGUCGGCACAGUCUGAAACCGAAGAUGUAGCUCAGCUCAAGGAGCGCCUGGAGAAGGAGAAGAAGCUGUCCAAAGACCUGGGUCAGGCUGCCACCAAGCUCCAGCAGCUCCUCAAAGCCACUCAGGAGCAGCUGACUAAAGAGAGGGACACUGUGAGGACACUACAGGAGCACCUGGAGGGAAAGGGCGAAUACGUGGAACUAAAGGAGGGAACGUCCGUCUGAGAGGAGGCUCACUGCGGACACUACAAAA